Molecule: messenger RNA, 2246 nt
Organism: Aphanomyces astaci
Lineage: Eukaryota; Oomycota; Saprolegniomycetes; Saprolegniales; Verrucalvaceae
Exons: 7
Coding region: 11-2164 (717 amino acids)
Biological process (GO): regulation of transcription by RNA polymerase II
Source: RefSeq, a predicted model, not a curated record
CAACAACACUAUGGCGGACGUAGUGGGCAGCAGCAGUACUCGGACCGAGGCAACGCCGCCGACAGUUCCGCCGGAGAAGCGUCUGUCGCUCUUCCGCGAGACCUCCAUCCCGCGGAAGCGUCUCAUGCGUCCCAAUCGCCAGCAGAACCCCGUGGUCACGUCCAUCGUGGACGACAUUGUGGAAAAGGCGAUCGAGUUUGACGACGUGCCGUGCACCAACAGCGCGAUCCAGAAGCGCGUAUGUGUGCCAGACGAGGAUCUGUGCAUCAACGAAGGGUGGUGCAGUGUGUGCAACGGCGGGGAGAGCACGCCGGGCGAUCUCAUCGUGUACUGCGACAUGUGCGGCAUCCCCGUGCAUCAGAGUUGCUACGGCGUGCCCGUCGUCCCCAAGGGAAGCUGGAACUGCCAACGCUGCGACGCGCUCCUCGUGACGAACCAAAGUCCGUCAUCCAUGGUUUGCGCUAUUUGCCAUCGCUACGGCGGCGCCAUGAAGCCGCUGCGCCGCAUUCAACGCGUCACGACGUUGCCGGAAUGGGUCCACGUGCUAUGCGUGUGGUGGGACCACGACGUCGUGGUGCCCAACAUGCAACUGAUGGAACCCCUUCAGAUGAUCCAUCCGCCCAUGAACAAUCGCCAGCGAACGUGCAUGAUCUGUCACCGGAACGAAGGCUACCUCAUCCAGUGUCACUGGAAUCAAUGCAAUGCCUGGUUUCAUGCGAUUUGCGCGCGGUUUGGAGACGCAAACCCAAUCCAUCGCCACCGCGACCAGCCCCAGCGCCACCUUGGCGGGGGGUUCCUCCAAGUAGAGAUCGAAGCAGGCCACCGCGCCGCCUUCCACGGGUACUGCCCCCGCCACGCCAUGCACGAGUUUUGUCUGGACGACGUCGUGACCAAACUGGUCGCGUCCAAUUUAAUUGCCGACGCCAAGCUGGUGCGGGAGAUUCGAAAGCUGCCGUCGACGACUCCCGAUCCAGAUGAUCACCUGGCGGCACUGGGCAAACACUUGGUCAAAUACGCAGAGACGUCGAUGGCGUCGCUGCCGUCGCUCCAGCUGCUGCAGAUCCUCGUGGACCACUUGCCCCAGAUUUACAAAACGUACCCGUCCACCACCAUCCAGCUGCACGACCUCCUCGGUGGUGGUUGGAUAGACAAGCUCCACGUGACAUUUGGUCGACAUGCGGACGAUCCAUUUGCGUACUGCGCCGUGUGCCAAGAGCCUCUGACCCAUCUCGACCACGGCUUCUUCUGCUCCCACGCCCAGCGUCCUCAUGUACAGCACUGGACCUGCCAAGCCAACCCACCUGUCCAACCAUCAGCAUCAUCGCGAAAGAAAAAGGCGCGGGCGUCCAAAGCAUCACCUUUGUGGACUGCAGAAGGCCGCGCGCUGCUUCCGCCGUCCACACAAGCGUGGCCCCAAGCCGUGUCGCUUCUGUGCGGAGUCUGCCACCUCCCCAUGGACCACCGCGCGGUGGCCGUGUCGAAAAGCACCCGCUUCAGCAUCCAGCCGUACGUCCAAGCCACCACCGCCGUCUACAGCCACCAGGGUCAGUUUGUGAAUGACGAACGACCACCGCCCGUUGUUGUUGGCAGUGGAGGUACAAGCUCUGGCGCCACGAGUUCUAAGCCGACACCAGCGAAUGUACUGCCAUCCAGCGAUCGAUUCCGCGUCGAACGGGGGCUCAAACUCGUGCAAGAAGUCCAAGCUUUGCUUGAAAAAGCCAAGAGUGUCGACACGAACGGCGGGGAUAACGCCGACAUGUGUGCGCAUUUGAGUACGUUGAUCGACUGGAUCAAACCGCUGGAUGCGUAUGCGGGCGACAAGCUCAGCCAAGUGCUCACGAUGCUCGUCAGCAAACGUGGUCCGGGGGUGGCCGUGCUCAAGCAACUCGUGCGAGAUUACACGAAACUCCUGUACGCCAAGCAUGUCAAGGCCGUGGAGAAGGCGGCGGCAGACCUGAAGAAGCGCGAGAUGGAGUCGGCGGUCGAGUCCAAACGUGUGGCUCGCGAACGAAUCGAGUCGGAGGCGGAACGAACGCUCAAGGCGCAGCUGCAGGCCGCCAAAAAGAGAGAUCGGGCACGAGAGCGGAAGAGGCAAAAGAUGGCCAGUAGUACCAUCAUCCCCACGCCGCCACCGCCGUCGGUGGCUGCACCGGCCAAACGCUGACACUUAAUAUAUAGGAUUCGAGAAGGGUGGAGAAUAAGAACCAUUGGCUUGGAGUACUAUAGUAGUAGUAGUAGUAGUAGUA